Molecule: messenger RNA, 1272 nt
Organism: Striga hermonthica
Lineage: Eukaryota; Viridiplantae; Streptophyta; Magnoliopsida; Lamiales; Orobanchaceae
Source: the annotation of a GenBank genome assembly
AUGACUUCUGAGUCCUUCUCUCUACCAAAACUACGACGACUCCACAAGUUAGGUACACAGCCGCUAACGCCUCAACAGCUGUUGUUCUCCGGCGGCUUUCUGCAUUUACGGCGAUUCGAAUCUUCAAACGGCACCAAGGAUAUGAGUUGUAGCUGCUUUGGCUCCUCACGUGACAAGCAUGCCGAUCAACCGAGACUAGAUGAAGCAGGUCCCUCAAUAACGAAGACUAAAAAUUUUGCAUAUGGUGAUUUAAGAGCAGCUACAAACAACUUCAACAAUCGAACUAACAAAAUAGGACGCGGAGGUUUUGGCAUAGUUUACAAGGGAAUUCUUAAAAAUGGAAGUGAAGUAGCAGUGAAGAUGCUUUCCGCUGGGUCAAAACAGGGAGUGCACGAGUUUUUGACUGAGAUCGAUACCAUAUCAAAUGUCAAACAUCCCAAUCUUGUCAAGUUACUUGGUUGCUGUGUUCACGGACCUGACCGGAUUUUGGUGUAUGAAUAUUUAGAAAAUGGCAGCAUUGAUCAUGCUCUAUUAGGUCCCAAGAAGUCCAAAGGAUUGGAUUGGAAAACAAGAUCUGUCAUUUGCAAAGGGACCGCGAGAGGACUUGCAUAUCUACACGAAGAACUUGUGCCUCGUAUUGUGCAUAGAGACAUUAAAGCUAGUAAUAUUCUUCUGGACAAGAACUUCCACCCUAAAAUUGGAGACUUUGGAUUGGCUAAACUCUUUCCGGAUGACAUUACCCAUAUUAGCACAAAAAUAGCAGGAACAACAGGUUACCUGGCUCCUGAGUAUGCAUUAGGUGGGCAGUUAACAAUGAAGGCUGAUGUCUACAGCUUUGGGGUUCUAACCCUUGAAAUCAUAAGCGGCAGAAGCAGUGCAUAUACAGAUUAUGGAGGUGGCGAGAAAUUACUAGUUCAAUGGGCAUGGGAGCUUUACGAAGAAGGGAAACUGCUCGAUCUUGUAGACCCAGAGCUUGGGGAGUUUCUAAAAGACGAGGUUAUCAGAUUUAUGAAAGUGGCUUUGUUCUGCACUCAAGCAAAUGCAAGCAGGAGGCCGUUGAUGAGCCAGGUCUUUGAGAUGCUGUCUAGAAAUGUAAAGCUAAACGAGAAGGAGCUCACAGCCCCGGGUUCCUUUCAGAAUUCAGGUCAACCAGGUGGCAAGCAGUCAAAGAUGAAAUCAACCGUUACCUCGUCUAGCAACCAAACGAGUUCUUUUCCCACCACCAUCACUCAGCAGCGUGACCACUGCGCCCACUGGACCGGCCUCGGCUGA